Molecule: messenger RNA, 4125 nt
Organism: Aplysia californica (California sea hare)
Lineage: Eukaryota; Metazoa; Mollusca; Gastropoda; Aplysiida; Aplysiidae
Product: gliomedin-like
Biological process (GO): signal transduction
Source: RefSeq, a predicted model, not a curated record
AACCUAUGACGCUCUCUUUCCUUCCGCUAUAAUGGCAUUUUAAUGUACACCUUGGACUUUUCGUUUGCUCGUGGUUUGUUUGCUUUUAUUCGAUUUCGGCCAUCGCUUCGGUCAGGAAGUGCAUUAGAAUCAGUUUUUUCCUUUUAAGGUUUCUGCGAUAUUGUGAACAAAUAUCAUCUAUAUUUUAAAAUUGGAAGAUGCACGUACUUCUUUUGCUAUUCUUUGUGGACAUGACAUCUUAUUCUUAGGACAAAAACACCCAAGGAGUUUGUUGGACGUGUCUAGAUGAAUGCACCGUCGGGUUGAAAUUUCAGGGAGAAAAAAAUCCAAAAUGAUUAGCUGUCACAAGGAGUCCAGUAAUGGACACCAAACAGUCAAUGACAUUAGGACAGCACCCAAAGACUGCGUGAAAGAUGAUUUGACCCAACAUGAGAAGGAUCACCUUAUGAAUCGUCUCUGCCCUUGUGGUAGUCAAGGUAGUCAAGGGACGCCAGCUUGUGAGGAGAACAAUGGCUGCUGCUCUUCAUCUUCCACCAGCGAACGUACGGACAGCCUGCUCAUACCACAACAGACGAUCCUUCUGCCAAAGUUCUCGUCUCUUCAGCAUCACAUCCGUGUUCUAUACGCUGUGAUGACUUGCCUUACGUUUAUGCUCGUUUCUUCCAUUGUAAUUUUCUACCUCGAAAUAAGCGCACUCAGGGAAGAACUGACUCACAAAGUGACCAUCAAAGAAAUGGUUGAGCUCUAUCUUCCAGAGCGGGGAAUCUCAAACAGCGAACUUCUGAUGCCUUAUAUCUCUCAAGACCAGGAGCUACACCUCGGGGCGUUCUUGGAAGAGGAAGACCACCCGAGUUAUGGGCAAGAGAACGUCAGGACAAAGAGGCAUGCUUAUGGAGAAGAAGGAUCGGGAGCGGCGGAUGACUGGACGUGGAUGAGCUCUUUCGCACGUGUGCCGCGCUCUCCCGAGGAAAGGCUGACACCAUAUCCAUCAGUAAAACUGAUCGUAGCCCUGAAGAGUUAUUGUAAGGAAGCGAGGCUUUAUUGCGCUGCUCAGGGUCCUGCAGCAAUAUCCUUGCGCUCUCCCGAGGAAAGGCUGACACCAUAUCCAUCAGUAAAACUGAUCGUAGCCCUGAAGAGUUAUUGUAAGGAAGCGAGGCUUUAUUGCGCUGCUCAGGGUCCUGCAGGCCAACCAGGUGCACCGGGAGAGAAAGGAGACACAGGCGAUAAAGGUGACAAAGGGGAACAGCCAAAUGAGUCUGACAUUGCAAUGAACCUGGCCAGCAUGCAUCAGGCAAGGGGAGCCCCAGGCCCUAAAGGAGACAGAGGGGACCCAGGAUACUCUGGCCCUAAGGGACCUUCAGGGGACAGAGGGGUGCGAGGGCCCCCAGGACAGGACGGAAAGGAUGGUUACCCAGGCCCAAGGGGUGCCAAAGGAGAGAUGGGCCGGCAGGGUCUGUUAGGUUUUCCCGGCAUGAAAGGAAACCCAGGUCCGAUGGGCGAACGUGGUCUCAAGGGCUCAGUGGGACCCCCAGGUAUGCCCGGUCGCAAAGGACAGCCAGGAUAUUGUGAAGUCCAGUGUGCGAAGACUCGAAGAACUACUCAAUUACCGGAAGUGACCACACCCCCACCUACGUUCCCGCCGCGGACAGGAGAAUGUUCCAUUGAAAUCAUCGGAAAACCUGUAUUCCAGAGACAGUCCAGACUCCAGGUGGGGGCGUGGAUGCAAGACACGACUCCAUCAAGCUUCUCAGCUAACAAAAUCUGGGCAACAUUUGGCGUACAGGGUUCCCAGAUAGUCGAGUACAGCUCCAUAGGCGCGUUCAAAGCCAACAACACGAACAGGGUCAUUGACCUAUCUGGUGCACCAUAUUUCGGUACUGGUCACGUCGUCUACGGCGGUUUCUUCUACUACCAGUGGGCAAACUAUCCAAAGAUAGUUCGGUUUGAUCUUCAGGUCGGCCAGGCAACUUCAGUGAGAACUCUGGAAGAUGUGGUCUACCAACCCACAAAAGCACUAAAGUGGCAAGGAUACCUCUAUCAGACUGAAACAGCCUUUAUCGACUUCAAUGUAGACAGGAACGGACUUUGGAUCAUUUAUGGGAACAAGCGCACGGGCAAAAUGAUGGUAGCAUUGCUUCAACCAGAAAACCUCGACAUCAUUAACGCUGUGGAGAUUGAUCUUGAGGUCGGGUCAAAAGGUAAUGCGUUCAUUGCUUGUGGCAAAUUGUACACGAUCCGACAUCACAAGCGACAACGUUCGCAUCUCGACACUGUUCAUGAUCUAUGGCACAACACGACACAGAAGAUCCGUAUUAAUUUUGCCAACCCCUAUGGCCGCACAGUGAUGGUAACCUUUGAUCAUAACCAUAACAAAUUCCUAGUUUGGGAUUCAGGGAAUCAACUGACCGUUCCUCUGCUGCUAAAAUUCCAUUAAUGAAAGUCGAGAUAAAAACGUUUUUCCAGACCACAGUCACAAUCCUUAAGAUUUUUGCCGAUGAUUAAAGAAUACAUUAAUCUUGCAUCCCACGAAUAUACAACAAAAGUAAGAUCUGCCAGGGGCACCAGUACACUAACAACAUGAGAGAAAGCUUACUGGACAGCACGGCGCUCUAUGAUAGUUUUGUUGAGGAAGCAGAGUCAACGACGAGGAAUACAAUAUUCAGCUACAAUAUUUUUCAGGGCAUGUAUAAAGCCAUCAUCAUUCAGGGUUGCCGAGAAAAAAAUCCAUAACCAGUAGAAAUCAAUGUAGACUAUGAAUAUCAUAUAUCUGAGCACCGCAUCUUGCCAUUUGAAAAACAGUAUUAAUUAUGCUGUAGUGUCCGGUUUCAUAUGUCAACACAAGAUUGGUGUUUGUAGAAUAGUGGUAAAAACUAUGGACUGUUGACAGGGAGCCAGUACUUUAGUGUCAAUGAAAUCUCAAUUUCGACGUCAGUGCCGUGUUUUGGUCAUUCCAAAGCGCUUCUUAGACACGUCUUUGCUUUUGUCAUGCAGAUCUACAUAAUGUGUUGCAGUCAUGCUGUAAUUUUAAUCGACGCUACGCUUUUGAAUUGGCUGAGCAUUGAUAUAAACAGUAACUGCUCUAAAUUAUGAGUAUAAAACCGUGAACAACAAAACUAUCAAGAACAGUUUAGACAAAAUUUGGCAGGUUUCCAGGUUCUAUAUCAAUUUUUUUUUAAAUUAGGAAAUCUGUGUUCGUCUUUUAUAUUUUUGUGUUUUUCAGCAUUCCGAGCUCAAAGUUGGUAAAUACUCAUGAGAGAAUGUAUUCAGUGCUCAGUAGGCUUUCUCCAUAAUGUAUGCAUUUUGAUGAAUAAAAAUCUUUGGUCCUCUUUCUCCAUUAAACUUGUUCAAGCAUUUUAAAUACUUUCUUGGAUAUGCUUUUCGUUGUAAAAAUAUGGCCAAACUCCCUGAUUUAGAAAUGUUUACGUGGUUUACAUUGCUACGGCGAUUUCAUAUUUUCACGUCGGAAUGAGUCUGUUACACUUGUAAAAUUGAUAACCAGAGGAACCAAAAUACUGUUAUUCCUUUUUCUAAUAUUCACAUUUCGUAACACUAGCUGUUUCUAGAGGCAUGACUGUUUAACCUUAACAAACUCUAAACUGCAUGUCAUUUUCUUAUACAAGGACAUUCUGUCUAAUAAAAAUUAUAUUAAACGCCUCUGUCAAUACAUUUCCUUACUCAGAUAAAAGGUGCUUGGCGAUUCUUCUGCACCAUCAUCCGCAUUAAUAUUUUUCCCUGUCUUAUUGGUUGUAGUGUGUUUAGGGUCGGAUCUGUGCAAUCAUUUGUUUUCAUGGUGUUAUGUUCAUUCAAUGACACAUAGGGACUUAUUAUCACUUACUAACUAUCUUGUAUUGAAGCCUCUUUAAACACCAUAUAUGUUCUCCUUAUUCGUUUGUACAAUGACAUGACACAAAUUUGAGAUAAAGAUGUGCAAUUCUUUUCACUGUUUGUUAACGUUAAAAUAUUACUUGCAGUUUUAUGUGUUAAAUGAAGAGCUGAAUUGUAGUUGCGCUGGUUCGUUAUUGCGUGCUAGAGUAAACGAUAUUAAGCUGUGUAAGAUUUGAUUAUUGAGCUGCCGAGUGAUCGAGCGAUAGAAACAUAGGUGGAAAGAGGGGGAGAGUGAGACAU